Molecule: messenger RNA, 2034 nt
Organism: Sphaerodactylus townsendi
Lineage: Eukaryota; Metazoa; Chordata; Lepidosauria; Squamata; Sphaerodactylidae
Gene: EBP
Product: EBP cholestenol delta-isomerase
Exons: 5
Coding region: 174-869 (231 amino acids)
Biological process (GO): cholesterol biosynthetic process
Cellular component (GO): endoplasmic reticulum; membrane
Molecular function (GO): cholestenol delta-isomerase activity; steroid Delta-isomerase activity; C-8 sterol isomerase activity
Source: RefSeq, a predicted model, not a curated record
GGUCGCGUUCAGGCAAUCUUAUUGGCUGGGAGGAGUCAUUGGGUGGAGUUUAGAGAAAGGGCUGUGCAGGCUGAGAAAGAGACCGGUGUAGCUUUGCCUGCCAGUGCUGCGGGGAAGGUGCUCUGUUGCUCCUCUGUCUUGGGAACCUGGUUUCACUUCCCUCCUUGGCUGCCAUGGGCCCGGAAGCAAAGCUGCAGGUGGUCCCCCACCCCUACUGGCCUCGAGACUUGGAGCUCCAGCACUACGUCCCCAAUGACCGCCCCAUGUGGCAGUUCUUGGCUUUCCUUUUCUCCGUUUCAGGAGUGCUCCUGAUAUUUACCUGGAUGGCGUUGAGGUGGCGGAGCCAGAAGGAGGCUCCCUUGGGGACAUGGCGCUCCUUGGCUCUCUGUUGGUUUAUAAUCUGUGGUUUCAUUCAUGGGGUUAUCGAGGGCUGGUUUAGCCUUUACCACAGGGAGAUUGCCGGGGAUCAGUCCUUCCUCUCACAACUGUGGAAGGAGUACGCUAAAGGAGACAGCAGAUACAUCAUAUCAGACAACUUUACAGUUUGCGUAGAGACUCUCACAGCCUGCCUGUGGGGACCUCUCAGCCUCUGGACAGUGCUAGCUUUUCUUUGGCGCCAGCCUCACCGAUAUCUGCUGCAGCUGACAGUGUCACUGGGCCAGCUGUAUGGAGAUAUUCUUUACUUCUACACCGAAUAUCGUGACGGUUUCAGCCAUGGUGAAAUGGGACACCCCAUCUACUUCUGGUUCUAUUUUGUCUUCAUGAAUGCCUUGUGGGUGGUCAUCCCUUCUCUUCUCAUCAUAGAUGCCUGGAAGCAUCUCAGCACCAGCCAGAGAGUCAUGGAUGCCAACAAGCCAAAGAGGCACUAACCAACCUGCCAAGGGCCAGUGGUUCUGUGGCUGAGAGCUGGGAUAGCAUCGGAACCGUUCAAGGGUCGGUUGGUCCCUCUCUGCUUCCUUGUGUGAGGGGGUUCGUCCUUCUCAACCUUCAGCCACAGAUCCAUUCCACAUUCUAAUUUGGGAUAAUUCAGGCAACAAGUACCAACGUGCUGCUGAGACGCUGCUCACAACCUUUUCCGACACUGGACUUUAGUGACUUUUUUCAUACACAUUACUGAAUACACAUUGGGUUGAGCUGUAACCUCUUGCCCUGCUUCUGUGGAAUAAGGCCUGUGUUAAAACCGUGGUUUCCCACAACAGUGUCAAUCAUCAGGGAAUGUGGAAGCACUCCCAGUUUAAUUGUAUUGUAUGUAAAUCGCCUUGGGGAUCCUUCUGGAUGGGAAGGUGGUGGGGAACGUCACGCCAACCAACGAAGGAGGGCUGUGGAGCUCUAAAGUUCCCAGCCGGGAGCACAGUGUUGGGCCUGGUAUCCUGUGUGGCACAGGGCUUCUCUCUGUGCUCGGCCUUCCUGUCUCCCUUCAGCCUGGGACCAGUGUGAUUUUAAAGCUGCGGGAGAGAGAGACAGAGGUGCCUUGUGAGAGCUGUGUAUGUUGGCCUAUCCCAGCGAUAACAAGAACUCUUCUGAGCAUCAGAAAGCUCAAGGGAAAUGGCCGAUUAAGCUAUCUGCCGAGUGAGAAGCUGCCUUCAGAUCAGUGAAAUCUGUAAAGGCUAACAUCAGGCAACAGUUUGAAGUAGAGUGGCAUGUUCUGUAACUCUGAUAAAGGAUUUGAAUGUGAAGCAAUUUCAGGCCAUUUGGCUGCCCUUAUCCUUGCUGGGGAAAUGCACAUAUUGCAGAAAGCGCGGCUCCUUUUUAAUUAGAUUAGAUCUUGGUUGCUGAAAGAAUUGUGUUAGCCAAACAUACACUAGGACGCUUGUUAUAAUGACUGCGUUGCUGAAUGCUCGGCUGGCCGUUCAAAUGAAGAUGCCAAUGAAUGUGCCAAGAAGAUGCCAGACAGGAUAAUGGGAGGUUGGACCCCCUUGGCUCUCUCCAUGGAACUGAUGGCAGGCAGGGGGUCAUGGUGCGCUAGAGUUAGAGCAGAGCUAUGGUAUCUUCACAAUGAGCUUUCUCUUCUACAACUCCUAUCUCUCCCCCCCC